This is a messenger RNA of Molossus molossus (Pallas's mastiff bat), 2540 nucleotides long. It is a transcript of the gene CILK1, whose product is annotated as ciliogenesis associated kinase 1. Lineage: Eukaryota; Metazoa; Chordata; Mammalia; Chiroptera; Molossidae. Gene Ontology annotation, molecular function: ATP binding; protein serine/threonine kinase activity. The record is from RefSeq and is a predicted model, not a curated record. The transcript is spliced from 15 exons. Bases 483 to 2381 code for a protein of 632 amino acids. Gene Ontology annotation, biological process: cilium assembly; intracellular signal transduction; protein phosphorylation. Gene Ontology annotation, cellular component: cytoplasm; nucleus; cilium.
UCCUGCUGCUCUACCAUGCGCCACGCGGCCCGUGCGACUCGCCGGACCUCCCGGGCGUCCCUGCACCGAUGCCUUGGCCUCUCCUAGCAGCAUCGCCCCCUUUCUCAGUUCCCGAGCGGGCUGCUGCGCCCCACUCGCCGAGGAGCUGCGCUCACCGCAGGGGCGGGCCCCCGCCUGUGUUCGCCGCGCCAGAUCCUGUCCAGGAUCUCACCUUGCAUUUAGUUGUCAUGUCUCCGUAGUUGCUCCCAAUCUUGGACAGUUCCUCAGUCUGACCCUGCCCUUGUGCUCUUGACACUUUUGAAGAGUAUUGGCAGAAGACUGAUCUUGGAAAAUAUGUAUUUGGGAGACAGUCACGUUCUGUUGAAUACCUUGUGCUGGUGCUGCCAUAGGAAAAUCUGGUUACACUCCGGGGACGCCUGCUGCCACUGCAGGACUGCACCACCUCGGCCCUGAGAUGAGUGUCCGGCCUGAGCGGACACACCAUGAAUAGAUACACAACGAUCAAGCAGCUCGGGGAUGGAACCUACGGUUCCGUCCUGCUGGGAAGAAGCAUCGAGUCUGGGGAACUGAUUGCUAUUAAAAAAAUGAAAAGGAAGUUUUAUUCCUGGGAGGAAUGCAUGAACCUUCGAGAGGUUAAGUCUUUAAAGAAGCUCAACCAUGCCAAUAUAGUGAAAUUAAAAGAAGUUAUCAGGGAGAAUGAUCAUCUGUAUUUUAUCUUUGAGUACAUGAAGGAAAAUCUUUACCAGCUCAUUAAAGAAAGAAAUAAGUUGUUUCCUGAGUCUGCUAUAAGGAAUAUCAUGUUUCAGAUACUACAAGGACUGGCAUUUAUUCACAAACACGGCUUCUUCCAUCGGGACCUAAAGCCUGAGAACCUCCUCUGCAUGGGGCCGGAACUUGUGAAAAUUGCAGACUUUGGAUUGGCCCGAGAGAUCCGAUCACGGCCUCCGUACACAGAUUAUGUGUCUACUAGAUGGUACAGGGCUCCGGAGGUGCUGCUGAGGUCCACCAACUACAGCUCCCCCAUUGACGUCUGGGCCGUGGGCUGCAUCAUGGCAGAAGUGUACACCCUCAGGCCACUCUUCCCGGGGGCCAGUGAGAUUGACACCAUCUUCAAAAUUUGCCAAGUAUUGGGGACCCCGAAAAAGACUGACUGGCCUGAAGGCUACCAACUGUCAACUGCUAUGAACUUCCGCUGGCCCCAGUGCGUUCCCAAUAACUUAAAGACCCUGAUUCCAAACGCCAGCAGCGAAGCCGUUCAGCUCCUGAGAGACAUGCUCCAGUGGGACCCCAAGAAGCGACCCACGGCCAGUCAGGCGCUUCGAUAUCCAUACUUCCAUAUUGGGCACCCUCUGGGCAGCACCUCACAGAGUCUUCUGGAUUCAGGAAAACCACAGAAGGACAGCUUGGAAAAGGCAGCCCUACCGCCUCACAUUAAGCCUGUCCCUCCUGCCCAACCCCCAACCAAGCCACACACGCGGAUUUCUUCGAGACAGCAUCAAGCCAGCCAGCCCCCUCAGCAUCUCACGUACCCCUACAAAGCAGAGGCCUCCAGGACAGACCACCUGAGCCAUCUUCUGGAGGACAAGCCAAGCCCCUUGCUCUUCCCGUCCCUCCACGCCAAGAACCCUCCGGUGAAAACCCUAGCUGGGCUGGAGCACAAAAACGGUGAGAUCAAGCCAAAGAGUAGGAGAAGGUGGGGGCUUGUUUCCAGGUCAACAAAGGAUUCCGAUGACUGGGCUGACUUGGAUGACUUGGAUUUCAGUCCAUCCCUCACCAGGAUGGACCUGAAAAACAAGAAGAGACAGAGUGAUGAGACUCUCUGCAGAUUUGAGAGUGUUUUGGACCUGAAACCCUCUGAGCCUGUGGGGACCGGAAACAGCGCCCCUACCCAGACUUCGUAUCAGAGGCGAGACACGCCGACCCUGAGAUCCGUGGCCAAGCAGCACUACCUGAAGCACUCCCGAUACUUGCCUGGAAUAAAUAUAAGAAAUGGCAUCCUUCCGACUCCAGGCAAGGAUUUUAUUCCAUCUAACCCAUGGUCCAGCUCCGGUUUGUCUGGAAAGUCUUCAGGGACGGUGUCAGUCAUCAGCAAGAUAAAUUCGGUCGGUUCUGGUUCUACAAGUUCAAGCGGACUGACUGGAAACUACAUCCCUUCCUUUCUGAAAAAAGAAGUUGGUUCUGCUGUGCAGAGGGUACACUUGGCACCCAUCCCUGACCCUUCCCCUGGUUAUUCUUCCCUGAAGGCUGUGAGACCUCAUCCCGGACGACCUUUUUUCCACACCCAGCCUAGAAGUACUCCUGGGUUGAUCCCGCAGCCUCCGGCUGCCCAGCCCGUGCACGGCCGGACGGACUGGGCUUCCAAGUACGCAUCUCGGCGAUGACGGGCAGGAAGCCCCCGCAGGGGACGGCAGGACGCUGUCCCCCCGCCAGCCGCGGUUCUUCCCGCAAGAGACUUGGGACGGUGUAAAAGCAAACACUUUGUAGUUAUUCUUCUGAACUAAGACAUUUCAAUAUUCUUUUUAAAAGUUUUUUUUUUUUUU